AGAAAUUGGAUGCAUGAGUUUGAAUUUGGCAAAAGCAGUUGCUUCAAGAAAAAGAAAUUGUUAGGCAAACAAAUUAAAAUAAAUUGAAAGGGAAUAUAUUACUACUCCAUCAUGCACUCUAUAUAAAGGUCGAGAAUACCUCAGCUUCUCGCAGCUCUCUCUCUCUCAGAUGAAUAUAGUGAGAGAAGGAGGGAGCAAAUUGCCUCCUGGGUUCAGAUUUGAACCCACGGAUGAAGAGAUCGUCUUCCAAUAUUUGUCGCGUAAAACAUUCUCCCAUCCUUUGCCUGCUCUUGUAAUUCCAGAACUCGACGUCUUCACCUAUGAUCCAUGCCACCUUCCAGGUGAUGGAGGGCAAGACAUGUAUUUUUUCUGCAAUAAGGAAGGUAGAAAAAUGGGGAGAGCAAGUGAGUGUGGUUUUUGGAAGGCUAGCGGUUCGCCUAAACGAAUAAUUUGUUCGAAAAAGAUGCCAAUUAUUGGGAUCAGAAAAUCCUUCGUAUUUCAUAGACGCACCAAGCGAAGAACUCAGUGGAUCAUGCAUGAAUACUACCUUGCUCUUUCACAAAAUACUCAUCAGGAUUUGGUUCGAAUAGGAAAUUGGACGUUGUGCCGAAUAUUUUUGAAGAAAUUAAGAGUUAAUGCAAGGAAAGUUGAUGAUGUUAGGAGUCGUGAUUUCUUGAGUGAUUCGUAUUCUUCUUCUGCUUCUUCAACUGAUUCUGGUAUUUUUACGGAGGUUUCUUCGAGUUAGCUAGAAACAUUAAUAUAGUGAUUAUGUAUAUUCGAUGAAAUUAAAUUGCAGUGAUUUUGUGGUGGUA
This is a messenger RNA of Salvia miltiorrhiza (redroot sage), 812 nucleotides long. RefSeq names its product NAC domain-containing protein 83-like. The record is from RefSeq and is a predicted model, not a curated record. NCBI's taxonomy places the organism in Eukaryota, Viridiplantae, Streptophyta, Magnoliopsida, Lamiales, Lamiaceae. Gene Ontology annotation, biological process: regulation of DNA-templated transcription. The coding region runs from base 170 to 745 and encodes 191 amino acids. Gene Ontology annotation, molecular function: DNA binding. The transcript has 3 exons.